AAAAGUCACACAGUCCAUCGUCCACCAAGAGUUGCUGGGGGGCGGCGCUGAGAAACGAAAGAUCAAAAUGGAAUUAUACCAGCUCAAUGUCUACGGUUCACCUUUCUCGCAUCUUUCUUUACACAGUUCUAAUGGUAGCGGCCGUGGCAGGUAAAGGUUCAUUUUACAUGCCACAUGAAAAUACUAUGGUUGGUUCACUCGCAGGCGAACUCGUCCAUCGCAAAAUCGAUGUCCGAAUCCUCUCAGCAGCCAUGCGUUGGCUACGUUUCGUUUUUCUCUGAUGUUGAGCACGAAGCUCGUGUGGUCACAUCUUGCCAUCAUGUCACCCUGACCAACAAUUCGUACUUCAUCAGAGAGACCGAUGCCCCUUCUCUUACCCUGUCUACAUCAUCACUGCACAACCAGACGCUGGCAGAGGCCGUCUACAAGCUCAUGACUAACAAUCACAUGCUACCUAGUGGGGGAUAUCUUGGCAUUGGCCUCUGCCGCCAGAAUCCGGUCACGGACUCCGGGUACAGAUGUCACAGGUUUCCGCAAUUAUCUGAAAAGCCCAGAUGCUGCACUUGGCUGUGUUUUAUCCGCUUUUGGCGUGUCCUGGGAUGUCCGUGUGUUUUAUCACUGUGUAGGUUCCAGAGUACCUGCACAAACACAUCGUUAGCCUCUCGAAAUGCAAUGGUCUGGCGCCCAGGUAGUGGAACUCCAAGGCGUCUUAUCAUAACUCCGACGACUUACCCAAGCAUCCCGUCGAGCUCACAGAGGUGACGAACCUCUCUGGUAGCCGUUCUAGCAAGUCUGUACAUUACACAUGGCAACGAGCCAAUGAUUGGUACCCUGUAUGUGAACCUGUGUAUCAUUGUCGAUCUUCCUGCCCCUGGAAGUCGCUCAAUCCACAGAUUCAUGUAGUAGGACUUUCAGUACAGCAACUUUCAUCGUUACCCAUGCAUCACCUCUCGAGACCAACGUGACUUGUGGUAUAUUAUACAAGCAUCACUCACGUAUACCUGUCGUGAAGUAAUCUGUAAGAACACAGCUACCACCAGUUGUGAUUGCAGUGUGCCAUUGAAGGGUCACCAAUGCCACCACUGUUGGUGGCAAGUGUAUUAUUCGGCGGGCUGGUGGGUCUGAGAACUUGGCCUCUGCGAGUCACAGGAGAUUAUACUUAGAAUUUGGGGUGAGCACCCUAAGUAGUCGUAUAAACGACC
This is a messenger RNA of Pisolithus orientalis, 1202 nucleotides long. RefSeq lists its product as uncharacterized. The transcript has 3 exons. NCBI's taxonomy places the organism in Eukaryota, Fungi, Basidiomycota, Agaricomycetes, Boletales, Pisolithaceae. Bases 175 to 762 code for a protein of 195 amino acids. The record is from RefSeq and is a predicted model, not a curated record.